Molecule: messenger RNA, 555 nt
Organism: Pistacia vera
Lineage: Eukaryota; Viridiplantae; Streptophyta; Magnoliopsida; Sapindales; Anacardiaceae
Exons: 1
Coding region: 1-555 (184 amino acids)
Molecular function (GO): RNA-DNA hybrid ribonuclease activity; nucleic acid binding
Source: RefSeq, a predicted model, not a curated record
AUGUUAAACUCCUUGCACCAAUCGAGGACCUCUCUUAAUGCUCAUCCUCAGAUUCCUAAUCCCAGCUCACCAAGAUGGCAGCCACCACCUGAAGGUAUCUACAAAAUAAAUUGGGAUGCAAGUGUGAGAAAAGAAGACUGCACAAUUGGUGUUGGAAUUGCAAUUCGGGACUGGCAAGGCAGAUUUAUGGCAACUAUGAGAAUGAAGAAACCUAUGUUCCCAGAUGCAUACUUGGCUGAGUCUUUCGCAGCUCUUCAAGCAGUCAUUCUAGCAGCAGAUAUUGGUAUUAACCAAAUUAUCCUGGAAGGGGACGCACUUCAAGUAGUCAAUGAUCUCCUAAGGGAUGAAGAGAAUUGGGGCCAAGCUGGUCUAAUCUCUAUGGAUACUAAAGCGGUUUCUAGGAAUUUUCAAACUUUUUUGGUUCAUCAUGUUAAUAGAGCAUCCAAUGUGAUUGCUCAUACUCUAGCUAAAGAUGCUCUAACCAUAGAUGAUGUAUUGGUAGAGCUUGAAGAUGUUCCAAAUUGUAUUGGAUCCUUAGUCGAUCCUAUUGAAUGA